CAUCAUUCUAUCGUACCGCGUUGCUUUUUCACUUCGACUCAUUGUUCACACCUUACUAUAGUGUCCGCUAUGCAGCGCCUGGCAAGUUGGGUACUAGGCCUUUUGAUCUGCGUACAAUAUGCUUUGACAAGCGACGGCAUAUACAACGAGCAAUAUCUAAGGUUCAACGCAUCUAUGUGGAAUGCUAUAGCAGCUGCUCCAGGAAACGACGAAAGCCGCGCGCUUAACAAUUGCCAAAUGUUUGAUCCGACAACUCCUGGGGUUGUUCUAGCUUCCGGUCAAGAAUGCAUCUACAAUCUCCUCAACUGGAUGUUCCUGGCGAUUACAGGCUCCCCCGGCAAUUACACUGCUCUUGCACAGUCAGGAGUCAACGGAGUACAGGAGAUAGCAGGUGCCAAGAAAAGGGACGAUGAGCCUGAUUCGGAAUUCGCUUACGAGGCACGAGAUGGAGUCACAAUCACUUCGAAUCGUACACACGCAUCCGUUCGUGUUGGCGCCGAAGCUAGGAUCCGCAGAUCGACUCCGUUGGACACGGAUGGUCAAUAUUUCAACUUUGCGGCUGUUGACGGCCUUAAAGUUGAGGCGUACAAUGUCGUCGGCAGUUUGAGUAGAGCUCAGACAGUUGACCUUACACACUACCUGAAUGCUUUCGCUUUUAAUGCAUUCGAAUACAGCGAUUCCUGGAGUUUCGCUCUGUGCUCUUUAACCUACGAGCCGUUAGUCUACGGUCGUAUAAUCGCUGAGGGAUCAGCACCAGGCACGAACUUUGAACCAAUCAUUAUGAUUAAUUGCGCAAAAGAGAUUCCACCUCGAUCGAGCAUUCCAAGUUCACCGGCAAGCCCCCUAACCUCUACAGCGACUCAGCCGAGCUUUACGUCCUCCGGGACGAUCGUAUCAGCUUCCCUUAUAGGUUCUGUGCCAACGAGCAAUCGAUCUGCGACUUCUACCACUACCACAUGCGGGGUGUCAUCGGCUGCGACUUAGCUGCUACGAACAGCUCGGAAUGCGUAUCCUCCUAUCAAUUAACUUCACUAGCUCAUCUAUAGACGAUUUUGUUUAGCUAGCCUUAGUCACUCAUUCAACGUUACUAGUCCUUUGCAAACAGGCGCAACUAGG
Baudoinia panamericana UAMH 10762 is the source of this 1116-nucleotide messenger RNA. RefSeq lists its product as uncharacterized. Lineage: Eukaryota; Fungi; Ascomycota; Dothideomycetes; Mycosphaerellales; Teratosphaeriaceae. The coding region runs from base 70 to 984 and encodes 304 amino acids. The transcript has a single exon. The record is from RefSeq and is a predicted model, not a curated record.